UAACAAAGCGUGAGCACAUUUGUAUUUAAAGCGCAGCGAUAUUUGCCAUUAUCGAUGUGAGUUUUACCAGGUAGCGUUGAUGUUUAUACAAUUUGCUGGCUGAAUUAUGGAUAUUGGGGAACUCUUGGCAUUUAAGCCCGAGCAGACACCAAAGCGACCGCAUGAGGACGACGAUGAUUUCGCGCUGCCGGAGCCGGCGAGUGAUAUUGGAAAACGGGGCGGCGGCAUCGAUGAAAAGUCAAAGCGAAUGCGUCGCAUUGCAGACGCCAAGGAAACGGCCAACUACAGAAAGUCACAUGACAGCAAUGCGACUGGAGCGGGAUCAGCCAAUGGCAGUGCAUUUGAGUUUGAUCCCGAGCUCACAGAGGAGGAGCGUCUGAAUAUCUUAAAGUAUGUUGAGAGCGAGGAAGCAGAGGGCGAUGUGCUGGACGAACAAGGUCUGAAGAAGCUAAUACUGGUGUUUGAGAAGCGCAAUCUCAAGAACCAAGAGAUGCGCAUCAAAUUCUCAGACAAUCCCGAGAAAUUCAUGGACUCCGAGCUGGACUUACACACAGUCAUUCAGGAACUAAAAGCUGUAGCCACAGUGCCAGAUUUAUACCCGCUGCUCGUGGAGCUGCAUGGCCUCCACAGUCUACUGGAGCUGCUAGCGCAUCAAAACACAGACAUCGCAGUUGCCGUCGUUGAUCUGCUCCAAGAGGUAACCGAUGUGGAUAUUCUGGGUGAAAGCAACGAGGGUGCCGAGUCCUUGAUCGACGCGUUGCGCAAGGAACAAAUCUGUGCACUGCUGGUGCAGAAUCUUGAGCGGCUCAACGAACAGGUAAAAGAGGAAGCCGAUGGUGUGCACAAUACACUGGCGAUUGUCGAGAAUUUAACGGAGAUUGACGGAGAAUUUGUGCGCGAGGCGGCGAUACAAGGUCUGCUGGCCUGGAUACUGAAACGUCUCAAAGGCAAAUCGCCCUUUGAUCCCAACAAACUGUAUUGCAGUGAAAUAUUGUCCAUCCUGAUACAGACAGAGAACGAUAAUCGUUUGUUGCUCGGAACACUGGAUGGCGUCGAUGUAUUACUGCAACAGUUGGCUGUCUACAAGCGUCACGAUCCCGCCAGCAAUGAGGAGCAAGAAUACAUGUCCAAUUUGUUCAAUUGCAUGUGCUCGGCGCUGAUGGCGCGCGAGAAUCGCGAUCGCUUCCUCAACGGCGAGGGAUUGCAGCUGAUGAAUCUGAUGCUCAGAGAAAAGAAGAUGUCACGCAAUGGUUCCCUGAAGGUGUUAGAUCAUGCCAUGGCCGGCCAGGAUGGACGUGAGAAUUGCAAUAAGUUCGUCGAGAUUCUGGGACUGCGCACCAUUUUUCCACUAUUCAUGAAGACGCCCAACCGUAACAAGCAGCGAUUACUUUCAGUCGAUGAGCAUGAGGAGCAUGUCUGCUCGGUGAUUGCGUCGAUGUUGCGCAACUGCAAGGGCACGCAAAGACAACGCAUGCUGACUAAGUUCACGGAGAACGAUCAUGAGAAAGUCGAUCGUCUGCUCGAGCUGCAUCUUAAGUACUUGGCCAAAGUGGAAGCCAUUGACAGAGAGAUUGAUCAGCAGCCAAAAGAUGCGGGCAUCGAUGAAGACGAGGAGGCGGAGAAUAAUUAUAUAAAACGCUUGACUGGCGGUCUGUUUACGUUGCAGCGCAUCGAUUACAUCUUGCUGGAGGUCAGCGCCACCACAGAAACAGUCAAACAGCGAGUGUUACAAAUUCUUAAUUUGCGCAGCGCAUCCAUGAAAACCAUCAGAAGCAUUAUGCGUGAGUACGCUGGAAAUCUGGGCGAUGGCGACACCGACUGGCGGGAACAGGAACAGACACAUAUUCUAUCUCUAGUCGAUCGUUUUUGAGGCAAUAACCCAACAACCAAACUUUCCCUACCACACGCAAAUAGAUAAAUAAAUUCGCACGUCCAUCAAAUUUGGAUUAUUUCAAACAGAA
Drosophila albomicans is the source of this 1961-nucleotide messenger RNA. Its product is annotated as beta-catenin-like protein 1. The transcript has 4 exons. NCBI's taxonomy places the organism in Eukaryota, Metazoa, Arthropoda, Insecta, Diptera, Drosophilidae. Gene Ontology annotation, cellular component: spliceosomal complex. The record is from RefSeq and is a predicted model, not a curated record. The coding region runs from base 107 to 1870 and encodes 587 amino acids.